Messenger RNA from Vanessa atalanta (red admiral), 2865 nucleotides. RefSeq lists its product as uncharacterized. Gene Ontology annotation, cellular component: extracellular region. The coding region runs from base 1 to 2865 and encodes 954 amino acids. Gene Ontology annotation, molecular function: chitin binding. The transcript is spliced from 5 exons. The record is from RefSeq and is a predicted model, not a curated record. NCBI's taxonomy places the organism in Eukaryota, Metazoa, Arthropoda, Insecta, Lepidoptera, Nymphalidae.
AUGUUGGGUUACGAUCUCAUUAUUGAGAAGGUUUCGAAAGAUUCAGUUAUAAUGCUUCAAUCGUUUUCCACAAUACCCUGGACUAAUGCUCAAGGUGAAAGGAGCAAACGGCCAUUUGAUAACGGACAUGGCUGGGACAUUAGACUGGCGGUUCCAGGUGAACCGGGGAACGACUAUCCAACUUUAAAUUCCAUACCACGAACAACAUUUACCUGUUCUGGAAAGGAUCCAGGAUAUUACGCAGAUAUAGAAACGAAUUGCCAGGUUUUCAGAGUAUGCACUUUAGGUUCUACAUAUGGAUUUCAGUCAUUCUUGUGUCCAAAUGGAACAUUAUUUAACCAAGAAGUAUUUGUAUGCGAUUGGUGGAUGAAUGUUAACUGUCAAAAAACAAGAGAAAUCAUCAAUAAUAGAAAUGAAAAAUUUAGAAAUUUAAAACUAGGUCCACAAUUUAUGACUGAUAUUAAAAAAAUGAUAACACAUCCGAUUAGAAAUCCUUAUGAUAGAUCAAAUGUUAAAAAUAACCUUAUAUUUAUGCAAGUAUAUAAGCCACCGCUUGGUCAGUUGUAUAACGAAGCACUUCUUAGAAAUUUAGAAAGAAACACUAAUGACAUUUAUGCAAAAAAGAAACAAGUACAAAAAUCAUACCAAGAACCCUUCACAACUGAUAUUUCUGUCGCAGCUUCAACUCCUACUACACAAUACAUUCCAAACUAUAUAUUCCAAAACCAAUUACAAAGUAGUCCAUAUUCGCAGUUGCAAAGCUUAACGUCCAACGCUCAUAGUGGACAAACUUCGCAAACAAGAGGUCAAGAUAUGGUACCCUCCAAGGCAGCUAAAUUAACAGAUGAUAGUUCUAAGACAGCAAAAUUAACGGAUACUUCGUACACUUAUAAUAGACCACAAAAUAACUUCGAAGAUGUACCAAAUGCUAAAUUGGAAAUUAAAGAUAAUGAUGGUUCUUACAAAUACAAUCCUCCAAAUAUUGAAAGUAAUGAAAUUGAUUCAACAACAAAAGAAACUCCAGAUUUAAUAACAUCAACUACACCACCUUCGGUACCAACAACACCUUUACCAACAAAAGAACCACUUAUUUACGUGGCUCCUACAACUUUCAAUCCCUUGCAAUUUACUUACCUUCCACCAGACGUAAAUUCUAAGUUUUUAUCACGGCAAUAUUUAUUACCAAAUAUUGCUAAUAAUCAAUUAGUAGCAGCAGGAAGUUCUCCGUCACCAUUUUUCAAAUUACCUAUGAAUAAAAAUGGACCGAAAUUUUCCUUAACUAAACAGUCCCUUAUCAAUACUAACAACAAUAAUUUGUCGUUUUCGGAUAUUUUAACAAAGGAAAAAUUAGAUAUAUCCGUAAAUGAUAUUGUUAAAGAAACAAAUAAUGUACUUCAAACCGUUUCUCCAGAACAACUUACUAAUGUAGACCAAAAGACCCAAACAGUUGAUUAUUCCGUUGAAAAUUAUUUACCUUACGAAUCUAACCGGCAAAGUGAUGAACAAAUAAUUUUGCAGCCUCCAUCACCGUUGCCUCAAAGUUCAAAACUUAUCUCUACUCCUUCGCCAAAUUUAGAACCUCCUGUAGAAGAUUUUUCUAGUGAAGACUUGGUGUUUUCAUUCUUGGCAGACUCAAUUAAUGCGGCUAAAGAAUACAGCAAUAUAGCACAGCAAAACAUUUUGUAUCCAACACAAACACAGCAAUUCCAAAACAUACGAAAUGAUCAAUUAGAGCAAGUAUCACAAGACAUUUCUCGAUUAACAUCUUCACAAUAUACAAGAACUAAUCCUUCUAACCACUACAGAUCUUCAAAUUCUGUAAAAACAUCUAAUUCUAAUUUACCAAGCAGUAACAGAGAAUACAUAAAUCUUUCAAGCAAUUUUAGCAAUUCACAAAAACAACAAGCGCCUCAAGAUAAUGUAUCACCGUCACAAAAUCUUAUUUAUUCAGUUAAUUCAGACAAUAUAUACAGUGGACAAUUAUACCAACUUCCAGUACCAGAAGUUACUAAGCAAAUAUAUAAUUCACCAGUCCCUUCUAUAUCUAACUAUAUAUUGUCUACAAAUUUCCUCCCGACUAGUUCUCAGAUUGAUACAAAACAAACACAUGAUCAAAGAAAUUCAAACGAUGUUGAAAUUAUUCCAUCCCAAACCAUUCCAACGAGUGCUUACGCGCCUAAAACUCACGAAAACGAACAAGUAGCUGAUCAAGGUAGUGCUGCUAACGCUUUUGUAGGUAACUUUAGAAUCCCUACAAAUGCUAUAAGAACACAAGUACAUGAUAAUAUUGUUGGUACUAUACCUCAUCCCUUGGAAGAAGACAAAUUAAUAAAAUAUAAAAAAGACCAAUCAUACUAUAUUUAUACGCAUUUGAAUAACUUUGAUAAUAUUAUUGGCAGUAAUCGUAACACAAACGACGUAAAUCAACAAAAUAGAGAAUACGCAGAACAGCAGAAUAGCAAAUUAAUUAAUCCAUCCUUCCAACUGCUUCCGUCAUUGAGCUAUAAAUUAGAAGAUGAAAAAGAAAAACAGAAUUUUCUAAAUGUUUUUCAGAUAGAUAAGUUUGGAAGUCCUAAACAGAAUACAUUUCCUAAUUCAGAAAAAAGCGCAAAUAUCGAACGACGCCAAGAUAUCAUUAGUGAUGUAGACUAUACCAUUAGUCACCCUCGAUCAUCAAGCUACUUGUCUGCUUUAUACGACGGUCCAUCAUCAUAUUCUGCUCCUCAGGCGUCAGUGGGCAGCUUGGCAGGAAAAGAAAAUUACCAAAGUGAUUCAACAUUCAAUGCUAAUAUAGAAAAAUUUGAUACCAUCGACAAUAGUAAUGGUUAUCCCAAAAUUAGUCCCCUUAAGAAAUUUACGUUCUAA